AAUCCUGAGGAUCUCCUUAGUGGUUGUGGAUGUAUAAGUUUUGGCUUACAGUGGUCGACCAGAAGCAGUUCAUGGGCUCUUUGUUCCUUAAUCGCCGACUAUGCUGCUGUUUUUUAUGGGUGUUUGCCGCCUGUGCUGGGCUUGUCUGGAAAGAUUGGUCUUUGCCAAAUGUGAAUCUAACUUUCUGGCAAGCUUCGGGAAAUACUGGAGGCCGGGUCAAUGAAGAGCCCGCCGGGAGAAAAUUGUGGCCAUGGUCGUGUUGUGUUCUACUUGAUAUUAAUCAUCGCGAAGGUAUUUAUCGUCUUCGCACAAGCGCCUACGAGGAGAACGUCGCAGCUCGUACUAUUGAAGCUACGAACGACGUGGGGAAUCUUAUAGGGGCAAAUUGUUCGAGAAUAACGGUGCCUUCACGAGGGAUUAAAAGCAUGUAG
This is a messenger RNA of Pyricularia pennisetigena, 431 nucleotides long. RefSeq lists its product as uncharacterized. Lineage: Eukaryota; Fungi; Ascomycota; Sordariomycetes; Magnaporthales; Pyriculariaceae. The transcript has 2 exons. The record is from RefSeq and is a predicted model, not a curated record. The coding region runs from base 30 to 431 and encodes 133 amino acids.